This is a messenger RNA of Cylicocyclus nassatus, 1639 nucleotides long. The record is from the annotation of a GenBank genome assembly. NCBI's taxonomy places the organism in Eukaryota, Metazoa, Nematoda, Chromadorea, Rhabditida, Strongylidae.
AUGAAUACAGUAUCAAGUCCCAAGCAGACAUCAAGGCUCACAAGAGCGUUUCGCUUCAUCGGACUUUGCAAGGGAGAGAGCAAGCCAGAAACAGUGAUUGAGGUUGUGGAAGCACCGCUGUGGAAGGCUAAUCUUGAUCUCGAUACGAGGCAAGCGUCAUUGCCCAGAAAUCGCCUACUUCACUGGGGUCCUAUAAUUGCUCUUUCUAUCACAUUUUAUAUAGGGAGUGUAUCCUCAUACUUUGCUGUGAUGUGGUGGCCUUUGGUCACCCUUGGAGGAUUUCUCCACCUCACUCUUUUCUUUUUUUGGAAUUAUUGCACUAUGGUAAAUCUCGGAAGAGCUUCCUUUGUAGGUGCUGGCCACGUACCACUAGGAUGGAACCCUGACAAAGAGGUCCCACAUGCCGAGGACUCCUUUGACAGACUACUUCAAUGGUGCGAGCCUUGUGCCGGGUACAAAGUUCCUCGUUCUCAUCAUUGCUCUAAUUGUGGUCGAUGUUGUAUGAAGAUGGACCAUCAUUGUCCGUGGAUCAAUAAUUGCGUUGGUCAUCGGAAUCAUGCCUAUUUCGUGAGAUUUCUUGUGUCGGCCGUUAUCGGAUGCAUUCAUGCUAUUAUUAUACAAGUUGCAUCCUUUUACCAUGCGAUACAUCUGAACUAUUACUACCGGUUUGGAAACGGGUCGGAACCUGAAGUAAUACUAACUUUCUGGUCACUAAUUGCCUUGAUAAUUGGAAGCGCUUUUGCAUUUGGUGUGGUGAUUGGCGUCGGUGGUCUUCUGUAUUUGCAACUGAAGUAUAUUAAAAAUAACAAAACUGGCAUAGAAGAAUAUAUAGAACAAAAAGCUAUAUCGUAUCGCUCCGAAGAGGAGUGCGAUUGGGAGGCGUUCAUCUAUCCUUAUGAUCUCGGCUGGAAGCGCAACUUUAGAGAAGUUCUGUUCUCUUGGUCUGGCGAACCAAAUGGGAAUGGGGUAUGGUGGCCAGUGCGAAAAGGCUGCGACCAGUUUACCCUCUCGCGCGAGCAGCUAAGGCAAAAGGCGCUAAAGCGCUUUUUGUCCCGACUGGUCGUUGUGGCGACGGACUUCCGUGGCGGUUACCUGGCUUCGUUACGAUUCGGCUGUCGACUUUUCGUCUGUCAACCUCUUAGCGAUGAACCUCGUUUGAAUAUCCGCGUCGGAGAGGAAUAUGUGAUCACACGUGGUCAACGCGGGUGGUUGUACGGCUCUAAACGGGAUAAUGACAAGCUCAAAGGAUGGUUCCCAAGAGUUUGUGUGAAAUUUACGGACAAGUAUCCAUAUCAGAAGGAAGCUCAGGAAGCAGUUUCUGAUAAGUCUGAUAGGUCCAGUUCGCCUUCAAAAGACAAAAAGCUGUGAUUUUAUGUGAUUUUUAUGAUCUAUCUUGCAGACUUUUCGUUUGUAUAUUCUUUUUUCUACUCUAAUCUUUACUUAGACAUCUCUUGACAUGAUGAUCAGUUCUAAUCUCAUUCUUAUAGGUGACAAAUCUUAACGUUUGAGUCAGUAUUUUGCCCUCUUAUCUUUGGUGAUACAAGGUAUCUUUUGUUGAUUCAGUUCUGCUUGUAAGCUGUGUGCAUUUGUUUGUAGGGUUCCCCUCUCCCCUUUUUUUCCUAUAAAAAAUGAUGUCCAU